This is a messenger RNA of Hypanus sabinus (Atlantic stingray), 10007 nucleotides long. It is a transcript of the gene htt, whose product is annotated as huntingtin. The record is from RefSeq and is a predicted model, not a curated record. The transcript is spliced from 66 exons. Bases 224 to 9661 code for a protein of 3145 amino acids. NCBI's taxonomy places the organism in Eukaryota, Metazoa, Chordata, Chondrichthyes, Myliobatiformes, Dasyatidae. Gene Ontology annotation, cellular component: nucleus; cytoplasm.
UGGGAUAUUUCCUCAGCAAGAUGGCGGUGGUUGCCGGGCUUGGCGACAGCUGGAGGUUCGGUUAGCGAGCCCGCCUCGGGGAAAAGCCCUGCACACAUCCGGUCGGGGUGUUUGCCUGUUGCUGUCUUGGAUUAAAACCGCUUGGUAAAGCGUAAGAUUGCCGAGCUUCGUUGCCCCCUCCCCACGAUUCCACUCCCUUCACUUUCUCCUUCUCCCUAAUAAAAUGGCAACCAUGGAGAAACUGAUGAAGGCCUUCGAGUCACUGAAGUCAUUCCAGCAGGGACCGUCCAGCGAGGAGCCGGGACAGAAACAGAAGAAAGAAUCUGCCACAACCAAAAAAGACCGUGUGACUCACUGCCUGACCAUAUGUGAAAACAUUGUUGCCCAGUCUCUUAGGAACUCACCAGAAUUUCAGAAGUUGUUGGGAAUUGCAAUGGAAAUGUUUUUGCUGUGUUGUGAUGAUGCAGAGUCUGAUGUCCGGAUGGUGGCAGAUGAAUGUUUAAAUAAAAUUAUUAAGGCCUUGACUGACUCAAACCUACCACGGUUACAACUGGAAUUAUAUAAAGAAAUUAAAAAGAAUGGCUCAUCGAGAAGCUUGCGGGCUGCACUUUGGAGAUUUGCUGAGCUGGCUCAUCUUGUUCGUCCACAGAAGUGUAGGCCCUAUCUGGUGAAUCUGCUUCCCUGCCUGGCUCGGAUCAGCAAGCGAUCAGAGGAAUCUGUGCAGGAGACACUGGCUGGUGCCGUUCCAAAGAUCAUGGCAGCUUUGGGCAACUUUGCCAAUGACGGUGAAAUUAAGAUGCUUUUGAAGACCUUUAUUGGGAACCUUAAAUCAAGUUCUCCAACCAUACGUAGAACCGCAGCCAGCUCUGCUGUUAGCAUCUGUCAACAUUCAAGAAAAACCCAAUACUUCUACACCUGGCUAUUGAAUGUAAUAUUGGGCUUCUUGGUUCCUGUGGAAGAAGAUCGACCUACUCCACUUAUUCUUGGGGUAAUGCUCACUCUACGUUACCUGAUGCCGUUACUGAGGCAACAAGUGAAGGACACCAGCCUGCGGGGCAGUUUUGGUGUGACGAGGAAGGAGGCUGAAAUCUCCCCUUCCUUGGAGCAGCUUGUACAGGCAUAUGAGUUGACACUACAUUACACCCAGCACAGGGACCAUAAUGUGGUAACAGCAGCCUUGGAGAUGCUGCAGCAACUGUUCCGUACUCCUCCUCCCGAGCUGCUCCGGGCCCUGACAACUGCUGGCAGCAUAACCAGAGUUAGCAUUGCGCGAGAUGACACCUCAAACCGGGUUCGCAGCAGGAGUAUUGUGGAACUAAUAGGCAAGGUGGUUUCGGGAGAGGAGGAUGGACUUGAAGAUGACGCAGAGACCCGGUCAGAGGUCAGCACCACCACUUUUCCAGGUUCAAUGAAUAGCGAAGGGGCAAGUGAGGUGCCGUCAUCUUCUGGUGUCUCUACCUUGGGGUCAGCAAGCCCCGUGGCUGAUUCUGCAGGGCACGAUAUCAUCACCGAGCAGCCACGUUCUCAGCACACGCUGCAGUCUGCGGAGUCUGCCGAUCUCAACAGCUCAGCAGCGUCGGACCUGACUGGCCUGACAGUGGAGGGCGUAGUUGAUGAAGAGCUGAGCCGCAGUUCUAGCCAGGUCAGCACCAUCCAUUCCGAUACCAACGCUGACCUGAACGACCGGACCAACCAGACCACUUCUCCGCUCAGCGAGAGCUCGCAGACCACCGAGGGGCCAGAUUCGGCCGUGACCCCGUCGGACAGUUCGGAGCUUGUAAGUGUGCAGCAUUCUGAAGGGGUAUCCCAGUCCUCCACCGAGGGUCCCGACAUCUCUCUCAGCUCCCACCUAGACGUCCCAGACUCGGAAGCUAUCACUUUCUCUUCAGCUAGUAGCAGUGAAAAGGUACUCGAUGGAGCAGAGAGCCAGUAUUCAGCAAUGCAGAUUGGCCAGCUUCAAGAUGAGGAGGAGGAAACCUUAAACACAACAGGAGAAGUAACAAUGGAUGGUUUCAGCACUUCCACUCUGGCAAUAAACAAAUCUCAUUUGUUAAGUCACAUGGGCCACAGUCGGCAGUCUUCUGACAGCAGUGUUGAUCGUUUUGUGUCGAAGGAUGACUGCAUUGAGUCAGCAGAUCUUGAAGCUAAGCCAUGCCGGAUAAAGGGAGACAUCGGCCAUUAUACUGAUGAAAAUGCAGCACCUUUAGUCCAUUGUGUUCGUCUUCUUAGUGCAUCUUUCCUUUUAACCGGUCAGAAGAAUGGUCUUAUCCCUGACAGAGAAGUCCGGGUGAGUGUCAAAGCAUUGGCCGUUAGUUGCGUUGGAGCAGCCAUUGGACUUCAUCCUGAAGCUUUCUUCAAUAAACUAUACAGGACUUCGCUUGAAGUUCUAGAGGUUCAAGAAGAACAGUGCAUAUCAGACAUUUUGAAAUAUGUCAGCCAUGGAGAUCCACAAAUAAGAGGUGCCACAGCACUCCUCUGUUCAACAUUCAUUCACUCUGUUCUGAUUAAGACUCGAUUUAAUCCAGAAAGUUGGCUUGCUGUGGUGCGAGGCACAACAGGGUAUGGCAUCAGUUUGGAGGAUUGUGUUCCUUUACUCCAGAAGACCCUGAAGGAUAAAUCAUCUGUGACUUGCAAAAUGGCUUGUGCUGCAGUAAGGCAAUGCAUCACAAGCCUGUGUAACAGCAGCUACAGUGAGCUGGGAUUACAACUCAUCAUUGAUCUCCUGAACUUGAAAAAUAAUUCUUACUGGUUGGUGAGGACUGAGCUGUUAGAAACUCUGGCUGAGAUGGAUUUCAGGUUAGUAAGCUUCUUGGAAAGAAAAACAGUAGAACUUCACAGGGGUCAACAUCACUACACUGGGAUGCUGAAACUUCAGGAGCGAGCCAUCAAUGAUGUCAUCAUUAAUCUACUUGGAGACGAAGAUCCACGGGUACGGCACGUGGCAGCUACAACCCUCGUUAGGCUUAUUCCUCGGUUGUUUUUUGACUGUGAUCAGGGGCAGUCGGAUCCAGUCGUAGCUGUAGCCAGAGACCAGAGCAGUGCCUACCUGCAGCUGCUUAUGCAUGAGACCCAGUCAUCCACUCACUUUGCAGUGAGUGCUAUCACUAGAACGUACAGAGGAUUCAACAUUUCACAGAGCACCACGGACGUGACAAUAGAGAAUAAUCUCUCCCGUGUUAUCACUGCAGUAUCUCAUGCAUUAACUUCAUCCACUUCUCGAGCCCUUAUUCUUGGUUGCUGUGAGGUGUUGUGUUUGCUUUCCUUGAACUACCCUGUGUGUAAUUGGAGCAUUGGCUGGCACUGUGGCUACACGACGAGCAGUUCUCAAGCAUCCAGAGUCUACCUCUACAAGAACAGGGGCCGAUCAUUCAGUUUGUCCCAGAGCAGUCCAACUGAUGACUCCCGCAAAAGCUGUACUGUGGGGAUGGUCAAUAUGAUCCUGUCUCUAGUCUCUUCAGCGUGGUUUCCUUUGGAUCUUUCUUCUCAUCAAGAUGCCUUAAUAUUGUCUGGAAAUUUGUUGGCUGCCAUUGCUCCUAAAUCUUUAAAGAAUCCCUGGGCCAAUGAAGAUGAUUCCAGUGCACCCACCAAGGUUGAAGAGCCUUGGCCAGCCUUGGCUGACAGGACAUUGGUAGGGAUGGUAGAGCAGCUCUUUUUCCAUCUGAUGAAGGUCAUCAAUAUCUGUGCACAUGUCAUUGAUGAUGUUGCGCCUGGCCCGGUAUUAAAGGCAACUCUGCCAUCACUUUCGACCACGCCAUCACUCAGCCCUAUCAGGCGCAAGGCAAAGGAGAGGGAGUCAUUAGAACAGGCAGCUACACCCAUGAGCCCCAAGAAAAACACCGAAUCUAGUCCAGCGGCCAGGCCUGCAGAUGCUGUGGGUACAGCACCAGCCAGCAAGUCCACCUCGCUGGGCAGCUUUUACCACCUGCCUCCAUAUCUGAAGUUGCACGAUGUUCUGAAGGCUACGUAUGCAAACUACAAGGUUACUCUGGACCUUCAGAACAAUAACGAGAAGUUUGGCAGCUUCUUACGGGCAGCUUUGGAUGUUCUGUCUCAGCUUCUCGAGAUUGCAACACUUCCAGACAUUGGGAAGUGUGUCGAAGAAAUCCUUGGCUAUCUGAAGUCAUGUUUCUGCAGGGAACCCAUGGCAGCCACUGUCUGUGUCCAGCAGCUACUGAAGACACUGUUUGGAACAAACCUUGCAUCGCAAUAUGACAGCUGCUCCUCUCACCCCAGCAAGUCGCAAGGAAAGGUGCAGCGCCUGGGCUCGUCUAGUCUAAGGCCGGGGCUUUACCACUAUUGCUUCAUGGCACCUUACACCCACUUCACACAGGCACUGGCUGACGCCAGCCUGAGGAACAUGGUCCAAGCAGAACCAGAACAGGACACGUCCGGUUGGUUUGAUGUGCUGCAGAAGGUUUCAUCACAGGUGAAGGUUGGCGUGACGAAUGUGACAAGGCAUCGAGCUGAUAAGAAUACGAUACACAACUACAUCCGUCUCUUUGAGCCUCUCGUCAUCAAGGCUUUGAAGCAGUAUACCACAACCACAUCAGUUCACCUGCAAAGACAAGUGCUUGAUUUGUUGGCUCAGCUGGUACAACUCAGGGUGAACUACUGCCUGCUGGACUCGGAUCAGGUAUUCAUCGGGUUUGUUCUAAAGCAGUUUGAAUACAUAGAAGUGGGCCAGUUCAGAGAAUCAGAGGCCAUCAUUCCAAACAUAUUUUUCUUCUUGGUGUUGCUAUCAUACGAGCGUUAUCACUCCAAGCCGAUCAUCGGAAUUCCCAAAAUUAUCCAGCUGUGUGAUGGGAUCAUGGCCAGCGGUCGGAAAGCUGUUACACAUGCAAUCCCGGCACUCCAGCCUAUAGUACAUGAUCUGUUUGUUCUGCGAGGGACCAACAAAGCAGACGCUGGCAAGGAGCUGGAAACACAGAAGGAGGUGGUGGUUUCUAUGUUGCUGAGGCUCAUCCAGUACCACCAGGUGUUGGAGAUGUUGAUUCUGGUCCUUCAGCAAUGUCACAAAGAGAAUGAAGAUAAGUGGAAGCGCCUUUCUCGUCAGAUUGCAGACAUGAUUCUGCCGUUGUUGGUUAAACAGCAGAUGCACCUUGAUUCACACGAGGCCUUGGGAGUACUGAACACCCUGUUUGAGACGGUCGCACCCUCCUCUUUGCGACCCGUUGACAUGCUGCUCAAGAGUAUGUUCGCUAUGCCUCUUACGCUGGUAUCGGUCGGAACUGUUCAGCUUUGGAUAUCCGGCAUCCUUGCUAUCUUGCGGGUACUUAUUUCUCAGUCCACUGAGGAUAUUGUCCUGUCACGGGUUCAAGAACUAUCCUUGUCCCCAUAUUUGAUUUCCUGCCAGAACAUCAGUAGGUUGAGGGAUCCAGGGAAUCAAACAGUGCCAUCAGUGGAGCAGGACGAAGAGACGCAGAACAAACAUCUGCCUGAAGAAACUUUUGCAAGGUUCCUGCUGCAGCUGGUGGGCAUCCUCCUUGAGGAUAUUGUGAACAAGCAGCUGAGGGUGGAUAUGAGUGAACAGCAGCAUUCCUUCUACUGCCAGCAGGUUGGCACACUGCUGAUGUGCUUAAUCCACAUCUUCAAAUCAGGAAUGUUUAGAAGGAUCACUGCUGCUGCCACGAAGUUGAUUAUGGGGAAUGGCUGUGAUGGGAGCUUCUACACACUGGAGACCUUGAACAACUUGGUUCAGACCAUCAUCCCCACUCAUCCAUCUCUUGUGUUACUUUGGUGCCAGAUUUUGCUGCUCGUUAACUACACAAACUACAGCUGGUGGUCAGAGGUGCAUCAGACACCAAAGAGACACAGCUUGUCGAGUACGAAGCUGCUGAGCCCUCAGAUAUCUGAAAAUGGAGAUUCCAAAUCUGUUUCUAAAUUGGGCAUGUGCAAUAGGGAAAUCGUUCGAAGAGGAGCUCUCAUUCUUUUCUGCGAUUAUGUGUGUCAAAAUCUCCACGACUCAGAGCACUUGACUUGGCUGAUUGUCAAUCAUGUUCAAGAUCUCAUCAAUCUUUCUCAUGAGCCACCAGUGCAAGACUUCAUCAGUGCUAUUCAUCGUAAUUCUGCUGCCAGUGGGCUUUUCAUUCAAGCUAUCCAGUCUCGGUGUGACAACCUUGCGACACCAACUAUGUUAAAGAAGACUUUGCAGUGCUUGGAGGGAAUCCAUCUCAGCCAGUCAGGUGCAGUCUUGAUACUGUACAUCGACAAGCUCAUCAGUACUCCUUUCCGAGUGUUGGCACGAAUGGUGGACACGCUGGCUUGCCGUCGAGUUGAGAUGCUUUUGGCUGAAAGCUUACAGAAUAGUGUUGCCCAAGUGCCACUUGAAGAGUUGGAAAGGAUUCAGCGAUACCUCCAGACCACUUGUCUCGCACAAAGACACCAAAGAUUGUACUCCCUGCUGGACAGAUUCCGGGCAACCAUUGCAGCAGACACAGUUAGUCCGUCUCCAAACUUGACCUCUCACCCGCUGGACGGGGACAGGCUGUCUACCAUAGAUUCCAUCGUUGUGGACAAAGACUGGUACGUGUCACUUACCAAAUUCCAAUGCUGCAAUCACACAAACACUGCUCUGAUGGAAUGCACUGAAUUACUGGAUAAACUUCCUGAAGAUGACCUCCACUCUGUCAUGACAACCAAGGAUUUCAACUUGAACCUUCUAGCACCUUGUUUGGCCUUGGGUUUGCAAGGAAUCUGUGCAGACCAGGCAAGUGUGCUGUUCGCAACUGCUCGGAGAGUUACCCUGGAUCGAGUGACAUUCCAUGUUCAGCAUCUUCCCAGCAACCAUCAAGUGUUCCAUAGCCACUCUCCUUUGCCCAGUUCUUCCUAUUGGAAUAAGAUUGAUGAGCUUUAUGGAGACAUGCUGUUCUAUCAUUCUGUCAUCAGCCUGUGCAGUGCAUUGGCCCAGUACCUUCUGUCUCUUCCGAAGUUGCCCCCAUCUCUUCAUAUUCCUGCUGACAAGGAGGCUGACGUUAUUAGUUUCAUGGUCUUGUCUUUAGAGGCGCUGUGUUGGCACUUGCUGCACGAUCAGGUCCCUCUAAGUCUGGAUCUACAAGCUGCUCUUGAUUGUUGCUGUUCAGUGUUACAACAGCCCACCAUCUGGAACCUGCUGGCAUCUGCUGCCUACGUAACGCAAGCCUGCUCCAUUAUCAAUUGCAUACGGUUCAUCAUUGAAGCAAUGGCUGUUGAACCAGGAGAACAUCAUCUUCUUCAUGAGGAGAGGAGGAAAUCAAGCAUUGACAGGGCUCCUGUGGAAGAUGAAGAGAGCGCAAAUGUGUCUGAGAGGUCCAAGUGCAUUACAAAGGCCUGCAAUGUGAUGACUGAGAUGGUGGAGUCUCUCCAGACAGUGUUAUGCUUUGGACAUGCCAGCAACAACCGAAUCCCAGCAUUUCUGAACCCAGCAAUCCGGAACAUCGGUAUUAGUCUAGCCAGAUUGCCUCUAGUCAAUAGUUACACACGUGCCCCUCCAUUGGUUUGGAAAUUGGGAUGGUCACCUCAAGUUGGUGGUGAAUUUGGAACAACCCUUCCAGAAAUUCCAGUUGAGUUUCUUCAAGAGAAAGAAGUCUUCAAAGAGUUCAUCUACAGAAUAAAUGUACUUGGCUGGACCAGCCGCACUCAGUUUGAAGAAACCUGGGCGACCCUUCUUGGUGUGCUGGUGACUCAGCCUCUAGUGAUAGACCAAGAGGAAGAGGUCCCACAAGAGGAGGAUACAGAGAGGACUCAGAUUAACAUCCUUGCAGUGCAAGCAAUAACGUCUCUGGUACUAAGUGCGAUGUCGAUUCCAGUGGCAGGGAAUCCAGCCACCAGCUGUCUGGAGCAUCAGCCUCGUAAUAAAGCUCUAAAGGCUCUGGACACUAGGUUCGGAAGAAAGCUAAGUGCCAUUCGGGGAAUAGUGGAGCGAGAAAUCCAAGCAAUGGUAUCAAAAAGAGACAACAUAGUUUCACAGUACCCUUAUCAAGCCUGGGACCCCGUUCCACCUCUCUCCCAUUCAACAUCAGGAGUCCUGAUAAGCCAUGAGAAGCUUCUGCUGCAGAUAAACACCGAACGGGAAAUGGGGAAUAUGGAUUACAAACUGGGGCAGGUCUCCAUUCAUUCAGUUUGGUUGGGGAACAACAUCACUCCUUUGCGGGAAGAGGAAUGGGAUGAAGAUGAAGAAGAUGAGAGUGAUGUACCUAUUGUAUCCUCACCUCCCACUUCACCAGUUAAUUCUAGGAAGCAUCGAGCUGGCGUCGAUAUUCAUUCCUGUUCCCAAUUUCUUUUGGAACUCUACAGUCAGUGGAUCCUUCCAGUUAACUCUGGCAAGAAAACCCCUGUUGUUCUUGUCAGCGAGGUGGUGAGAUCACUUCUGGCAGUCUCGGAUUUGUUUACGGAGCGGACGCAAUUUGAGAUGAUGUACAGCACUUUGACAGAGCUUCAGAAGAUCCAUCCAGCAGAAGAUGAGAUUCUAAACCAGUAUCUGGUCCCUGCCAUCUGCAAAGCAGCAGCUGUUCUUGGCAUGGAUAAAGCCAUUGCAGAGCCAGUGAGCCGGUUGUUGGAAACCACAAUGCGCAGUACCCAUAUGCCAUCUCGAAUUGGAGCACUGCAUGGAAUCCUGUACAUCCUGGAAUGUGAUCUGUUAGACGAAACAGCGAAGCAGCUCAUUCCAACCAUCUGUGAUUACCUGCUGUCCAACCUGCGUGGAAUAGCACAUUGUGUCAACAUCCACAAUCAACAGCAUGUUUUGGUGAUGUGUGCAACAGCUUUUUACCUGAUUGAAAACUACCUGCUUGAUGUGGGGCAUGAAUUUACCGCAGGCAUAAUACAGAUGUGUGGAGUCAUGGUCUCUGGCAGUGAGGAAUCCACCCCUUCCAUAAUCUACCACUGUGUCUUGCGUGGGAUGGAGCGACUUCUUCUCUCAGAACAGCUCUCAAGAUUGGAUGGAGAAGCACUGGUAAAACUCAGUGUGGAUAGACUGAACAUGCACAGUCCCCACAGGGCCAUGGCUGCCCUGGGCCUGAUGCUGACCUGCAUGUACACAGGUAAAGAGAAGAGCAGCCCUGGUCGAAGUUCAGACGCUGACCCCACAGCUCCUGAUAGCGAGUCUGUCAUUGUGGCGAUGGAGCGAGUUUCUGUUCUCUUUGAUAGAAUUCGGAGAGGUUUCCCUUGUGAGGCGCGGGUUGUGGCACGGAUUUUGCCACAAUUCCUUGAUGAUUUCUUUCCACCACAAGAUGUGAUGAAUAAGGUUAUUGGGGAAUUUAUUUCCAAUCAGCAGCCCUAUCCACAGUUCAUGGCCACAGUUGUUUACAAGGUGUUUCAGACCUUGCACAAUACUGGACAGUCUUCCAUGGUGAGGGACUGGGUAAUGUUGUCACUGUCGAACUUCACGCAGAGAACUCCAAUAGCGAUGGCCAUGUGGAGCCUGUCUUGUUUCUUUGUCAGUGCAUCAACCAGCGCAUGGAUCUCAGCUCUCCUUCCCCAUAUCAUCAGCCGAAUGGGUAAAUCUGAACAAGUGGAUGUCAACCUCUUCUGCUUACUGGCUAUGGACUUCUACAGGAAGCAGAUUGACGAGGAGCUGGAUCGCCGGGCCUUCCAGUCAGUGUUCGAAAUGGUGGCAACUCCUGGCACUCCAUAUCAUCAGCUCUUGUCCUGCCUGCGAAGCAUUCACCAGGUUGCCCAGUUCUGAUUUUCAGUGUCAGCAGACUUGGCACAUGGGGAGAACUCCUUAAACACAGUGGGACAGAUUGCCAGAAUUCAUUUGCAGCAGACUCAGUAUUCUUAAGUCACGUUCCCAGCAUGUUCCUUCCAAAUGAUCUGAAUCUUUCAGCUACUUGUUGUACUGUGGUUGUAUGUCUAAUUUAGUGCAUAUAAUCACAAAACAUUAAUCUUCUCAGGAUGUAAGAUGUGGUAAUAUAAGUAUAAUUUGUCUUUUAACCGAAGAUUUAUAUAUCAUGUAAAAUAUGUAUGAUUGUAAAACUCGUGAUGCAUGAAUUUACCCCAUAAUUUGCAAUGAACAAAACCACUAUGUUGAA